Encephalitozoon hellem ATCC 50504 is the source of this 957-nucleotide messenger RNA. RefSeq names its product serine/threonine kinase. Gene Ontology annotation, molecular function: ATP binding; protein serine/threonine kinase activity. The record is from RefSeq and is a predicted model, not a curated record. NCBI's taxonomy places the organism in Eukaryota, Fungi, Microsporidia, Unikaryonidae. Bases 1 to 957 code for a protein of 318 amino acids. Gene Ontology annotation, biological process: signal transduction; protein phosphorylation. Gene Ontology annotation, cellular component: cytoplasm. The transcript has a single exon.
AUGGCAACAUUAUCCCAGAAGAAGCUUGUAGAGUCCAUAAAGUUGAUUGAGAGGGAAUGGAUAAAAAUGCACAAGGCACUGGCCCGAUCGAGGUGCGGAGAGAUAAAGGAGGUCCGCUACAAAUAUGUUGAGAUGAUUGGGAAAGGAUCCUUCGGCGUGGUUGUCAAAAUAAUGGAUGACAGACGCAAUUUCUUUGCGCUGAAAAGGGUUUACCAAGAUAGGAGAUACCAUAAUAGGGAGCUUGGGAUUCUGAUGGAGGUGGACCACCCAAACAUUGUAAAGCUUGUGUCGUAUUUCCAUACAGACAAAACGCCUUCUGGAAUGUAUCUCAAUAUCAUCACAGACUUUGUUGGGAUAAAUCUGGAGGAAUACAUAAAAGAAAAUAGAAAUACAGAGACCGGAGUGAUCAGAUCUGUAUACAAACAGAUCCUGGAAGGGCUGAAAUAUCUUCAUGGAAAAAGCAUAUGCCACAGAGAUAUAAAGCCAUCGAAUAUACUUAUAGGGCCUAAUGGGUUGGUCAAGAUUUGUGAUCUCGGGAGUGCAAAGAUGAUUGGAAGAGGAGAGCGAAACAUAACAUACAUAUGCUCUAGAUUCUACCGGGCGCCAGAGAAUCUUCUAGAUUACAAGGAAUAUGAUUUUAGGAUCGACAUAUGGUCUGUAGGGUGUGUGAUUGCCGAGUUCAGGCAUCCCGGGCCUAUGUUCAAGGGAGGUACGAGUGGAUCUACACUCAAUAAGAUUCUCGAGAUUGUCAGAGCCACCCAGGAUGAUCUGAUUGAGCUUGGGUGUCAGAAGCCCGAUUACAAGCCUGGGAUGGGCGUCAGGAAGUAUCUUGAGAAGUUCUUUGAGGAGCCAGAGCUCCUUGAUGUUCUCGAAAAGGCUCUGACAUUUUCUCCUUGCAAAAGGCCCACUGCUUCUGAGCUAUUGAGUAGGCAGUUUUUCCAGGCACCUGAAAAAUAG